CCAUUAUUGUAAAGCUACAGAAGAAAUUACAUACAGCGGCAGUAGAAUCGGGGGCUCGAUGGUGUCGCAUCUUGUAUUAAGGCGUUGUCGGGCUUUACGGAGAUAAAGCGCAAAUUGUAUUCGAGAGCAGGUGGUCCAUAUCCCAUCAGCAUCCCUUCACGGAAACAUGGCUGAGCCUGAGCUCCUCCUGGACUCCAAUAUUCGCCUUUGGGUUGUGCUGCCUAUUGUGUUCAUCACUUUUCUGGUUGGAGUCAUACGGCAUUACGUCUCAAUUCUGUUGCAAAGUGACAAGAAGCUCACGUUAGAACAGGUUUCAGACAGUCAGGUUCUCAUCAGGAGCAGAGUUUUACGAGAAAAUGGAAAAUACAUUCCUAAACAGUCUUUCUUGAUGAGAAAAUUUUACUUCAAUAAUCAAGAGGAUGGGUUUUUUAAGAAGACUAAAAGAAAGGUAGUUCCACCCUCUCCAAUGACUGAUCCCAGCAUGUUGACAGACAUGAUGAAAGGCAAUGUGACAAAUGUCCUGCCUAUGAUCCUUAUUGGUGGAUGGAUUAACUGGACCUUCUCUGGCUUUGUCACAACAAAGGUACCAUUUCCUCUCACACUCCGCUUCAAGCCAAUGCUUCAGCAGGGAAUUGAGUUGCUCUCACUAGAUGCAUCCUGGGUGAGUUCAGCAUCUUGGUAUUUCCUGAAUGUCUUUGGUCUCAGAAGCAUGUAUUCCUUAAUCCUUGGACAAGACAACGGUGCAGAUCAGUCUCGCAUCAUGCAGGAACAAAUGAGUGGCGCUGCGAUGGCAAUGCCUGCAGACACAAACAAAGCAUUCAAGGCUGAAUGGGAGGCAUUGGAGUUGACUGACCACCAGUGGGCCUUAGAGACUGUUGAGGAGGACCUAAUGAGUAAGGACUUGGACCUGACAGGAAUGUUCAGCAAAGAAUUGCCAACGGGCAUCUUCUAAGUGCCUGUCCACUACUGAGAGGUCUGGAGGACCUCAUCAAGUCAGAAUGACAGUGACUUCAGUGAAUCAUUGGACUGGUUUUGGAGGCGACUGAGCACUUCCAAUACGAUUUCUGACAGUUUUGUGUCAUAUGCAUGCAUGCAUCAUUCCAUCCAUUGUUUAGUUUUGCUCAGACACAAGUUUCAUUAAGGAAAGAUUUAUUUAAGCUUAAAGCUUUGUCUAUUACAACCGCACAAUACAUCUGUAACAUUGCAGUGCCUCCUGUAGUGUAGCGUGUGACCAGGUUUUCCUGAACGUAUUCCCCAAUAAUUACCGGUGUUUUUUUUCCUUUUAACAGAAUUAUUUUUUUUAGGUUCUGUUUUUAUUUAACUAGGACCAUAUGAGUGCUUGGACCAAGUAGGCAAAAUAAGGUUUUAGGAAGAAUUGUAAUAAUAAAAAUAGGACCAGUCUUGAGAUUCCAUUACAUAAAUAAUAAAUGCUAAUAUACUCACUGGUGUUUUAAUAGAUGCCUUCUUUGGUGCCAGCAAUCCAUCAUGCAAAUCUGAUUAAUUAGAUCAUGUGUAGAAAUGCAUUGGCAUGGUUAAUAUUUAUUUGACUUUUAAACAUCUUUGGUUUGGUAAAAUAAAAUUUGUCACUUGUGCACUUCUGGGAAAAUUCUAACACAUUUUCUUUUUUUCUUAUAUUAAACAGAGAUGCAAAGUUAUUCCACA
Triplophysa rosa is the source of this 1662-nucleotide messenger RNA. It is a transcript of the gene emc3, whose product is annotated as ER membrane protein complex subunit 3. Lineage: Eukaryota; Metazoa; Chordata; Actinopteri; Cypriniformes; Nemacheilidae. Gene Ontology annotation, cellular component: EMC complex; membrane. Bases 167 to 952 code for a protein of 261 amino acids. The record is from RefSeq and is a predicted model, not a curated record. The transcript has 9 exons. Gene Ontology annotation, biological process: protein folding in endoplasmic reticulum.